This is a messenger RNA of Symbiodinium sp. CCMP2592, 3183 nucleotides long. NCBI's taxonomy places the organism in Eukaryota, Dinophyceae, Suessiales, Symbiodiniaceae. The record is from the annotation of a GenBank genome assembly.
AUGGAUGUGGAAGCUGACAUCUCUGAGGACAUUACAGACAUCGGUGAUGUGUCCGCGCAGUGUGCAGCAGAGUGCCUGGAGGUCGAGGCACCGAAGCCAUAUGACCAGGAACUCUACCAGCUCUUGUCCCACGCAGCUGAGAGUGGCGACCUGGAGAGCCUGCUGACAAUCACAGACACCCAUCUUACCGAACUUAGCAGUAUCAAUGCGGCUUUCGCCUUGAUACAUGCAGCUCGGAUGCUGCAGGUGGACAGCCCAAAACGGGAUGCACUUCAAUCUCCCAAGCUGGUCAAUCUGAUUCGACAUGUUGAAAACAUCGUUAUGGGACACCGCUUAGAAGGUGCGGUUGCGGCUGAAACUGCCGAGUCAGAGGACUCGUCAUCCGAGGUGAAGGUCGAGGACCAAGGCCUUCACAUGGCUUGGACCGUUUCUGUGAUUUGCUGGGGUUUGGGUCUUCUCGGUCAUAAGAAUGACAAGCUCCUUUCGUGCUUGGCCAGCAUGGUGAAGCCACUUCUGCCACACCUCAGUCCUCAUCAGCUGCAGAAUUGCUUGUGGGCUUUUGCAUCGCUGGAGAUGAAGGAUUCCGGACCUUUUUUUGGGGCGGCGGUUGAAAUCAUCGAACCUCGCAUCACGCUCUUCAGUCACGAGAGCCUGGUGGCCAUCCUGACUUCUUUCGCAAUGGUAAAGGUCUUGAGUGCCAAUCUUUUCGAUGCAGCUGCAAAGGUGCUAGUGGAGGCUGGAGACACUCUUCGGCCUCAGGACGUUGCCAAUUGCACGUGGGCAUUUGCAACUUUGCGGCAUCCGCAUCCAGCAAUAUUUUCAGGCUUGGGCGACUCUGCAGCAAGGAGGCUCCACGAGUUCCGCCCGGAGCAGGUGGCUGUCUUGGUCUGGGCAUUCGCGCUGGUUCGAUGGCGCCUGGAGAAGCUGUUUGAGGCAGUCCAGCAUGAUGUCGUGGACCGAUACACUCACUUCAGUCCCGACAGCUUGGCCAACGUUCUACAUUCCUUCACGCUGGUGGGUCAUGACGGUGCGCAAGUGAUCCUGGAGGUGGCUGCCCCACACAUAGCGACCAACCUCUCAGAAUACAAGUCGAAGGCUCUUGCCAAGCUUGUCUUUGCAACAACCAAGACGUCUGAACCUGUCAAGGGCGACUUGGUGGAGAUCCUUGCGCAAGAAUUCCUGCGGCGAGCGGAUUCGAUGUCAAUGUCCCUUCAAACUGCUAUGCUGCUCGCAUUCUGGAAGGCGGAUUUGAGCAACCCAGACUUUUUCCGUCAGGCUGCUUCCAAGGUGCAGGCCUGCUUGAAGGACUUCGAGACGUGUGGGUUCAUACGUCUGCUGAAGAUCUUUGCAGCAGCUGGAGCUGUGGAGCCCGCCUUUAUUCAGGACAUGGUCGAUGAGGCACAGCGGCGCUUGCCAAGCCUUCGAGCGACGGAGCUUGUCAAUCUGGCGAAGACCUUACUUCAGAUUGGGCAAGCUUCGCCCUUUCUAUUGGAAAGCUUGGCAGAGCACGGAGACAAAGUCCUUCCGCAGAUGUCCCAGAAGGAGCUCACGAGCUUCCUGCGAUCGCUGAGCGGCCUCGGCCUGACCUCCGCCUCUUCGAGCGGCGAGGCCUUAUUCAGACAGGCGGCCUCCAAGGCGACUCGGCAGCUCCUGCGAAGCAAGGACGAUCGUCGGUACUCUCUGAAGUCUUCUGAUCUUGCUUGCUUGUCCAGAGUGUUUGCCCGUGCAGCAGCUGCUACUGGCCCCCUCACGGACAAGUAUCAGGCAUCGACGGAGACCCCGGCCGAGCUUCGGGAGGCCAUCAACACGUUCUUGCAGGCAGCAGUGGAGGAGGCACGGCAGCGAUUAGAUGAGUUUCAAGCUUCGCCUGCUUGUUUGGUGGGGGUGCUUUGGGCCGCCUCCGAGUGCAAAGUGGAAUGCGAAUCGCUGAUGAAGGCGACGAUCGCCGUGCUUUUGCCGUCCGAUGCGCCAGGUGGCGAUAACAACCUUCAGAGACUCCAACUGCCCGAACUGGCGGAACUGGCAAAGGCUCUGACCCACUUGGGCGUGGAGCAAGUGGAGCUGUACAAAGCGCUGGCCGACGUUGCAGUAGCGUGCAUGCAGGAAACCAACAAUGUGGGGCCUCCUGAAGAGCACCUUGUUCCUGCCGCCGAACUCCUCAGCCUUCUGGCGACAGUCGGGAUUUCGGCGUCAGUGCUUGCAUCCAUUGCGGCAGACAAAGUUCUUUCACUGUUGGACCAAGCCGACACUGGGGAGAUCAAGCUCCCCGCUUGGGUCAUCGCACGUUGCAUUGCUGGGCUCGCUCUUUCCGUCCCGGUGGGUCGAAUUCUCGGUGCCUUGAAGCUCCUGGCUCAUGCCGCGACAGCACGGGCAGUCGAGCUCCUUCCGGAGGAACGCGCCUUGAUUUUCUGGAGCCUAAGCUUGCAGGGUUGCUACGAGGAAUUCUUUGAAGCAGUUUUGGAGCAGACACCGUGGACCCUCUGGGCACCGAAGUUGCAGGACGAGCUGGUCAUCAGCGGAAAUGGUUAUGUUCCGUCACCAAAACUCGUGGCCUUGUGCCAGGUUCAUCUUGCUGAUCUGGCAUUACGCAUUGAAGGCGGAGGAGAUCGAGCGGCUCUUUCUGCGGCGCAGAGGACCCAUGUUGUGGAAGCUGCCCAAGUCAUGGCCCGCAUACGACCCGAGAUACCGGCAGAGGCGGAGCCCAUCUCCCAAGCCCUCAUUUCCAUGGAGCUGCUGCCAUCACUCGGAUCCAGCACUCCAGAAGGUUUGCCCUUGAGCAUUCGGGUCAGCUCUUCGUCCAUCCGGGGUUCGGGUGCCUGCCCGACUGUGUCCAUCGAGGUGGAUCGUCCUGGAGACUUGCUCUUCGACAUCGACUCGGGGAAAGCGCAUCGCUUUUUGCCUACUGCAUUGAGAAGACGCUUGCUUUGGUGUUUGGGCUACACAGUGGUGGUUUUGCCCUGGUAUGAGGUCAACCGCUGUGACAAUGAGCAGCUGGUUGCACUCCUGCGUGCCAGACUUGCUGAGGUGUCGCCACCACGACCACGCUUCACUUCCGAUAGAGGUGGGCAGUCCAAGCUGCAUGAGGCAGAUGAAAGACAUCGGGUGAGCAGCGCUGAGGCCAGUGGGAACAGCAGCUCCAGUGUGUCUUCCUGGCAAGGAAUGAGGCCGCCUCCCGGGCUCUGA